AUGGCUACUACAGGCACACCGACAACCGUAUGCUGCGUGGGCGACAUCCAUGGCUUCAUAACUAAGCUCGAGCAAGCAGUUGGAGUUGGCUCCCCUGAUUUUCAAUCUGCUCUAAUUAUCUUCCUGGGCGAUUACUGCGACAGAGGCCCCAACACCAACGAAGUCCUUGAUUUCCUCAUUUCACUCCCCUCCAAUUACCCUAAUCAGCGCCAUGUCUUCCUCUGCGGCAACCAUGACUUCGCAUUCUCCGCCUUCUUGGGGCUUCUCCCCGGCUCCGAUUUCUCCGCCACGUGGACGGAAUACGCGAUGAAUGAGGAGAGAGAGAGAGAGGUGGUACAUGUAGAAAAAGAGAUAUUCCGAAGAUCUUCCAACAGUACAAUGGCCAUGGCUAUGAGAAUAUGCAUCUGGUGGGCGGGUAGGAUGAUUGGCUUCAAUCGCGCCAAAAGCACUGAUUAUCAGGGCUCCAUUUACGAUGCUGCACAUCCCGGAGGUGAUUUGAACAAAACUGAAUUGAGUGAAACUCCAACUAUUGUGGUUAGUGGUCAUCAUGGAAAGGUCCAUAUUGUAGAGUUGCGGUUAAUUAUUGAUCAAGGAGGUGGUAUGGUGAGUAACCCAGUGGCUCCCAUCAAAGACCCUCGUGCUCGACACUGAACAACUGGUGAAAUAAUCUCUCUAUUUUCGAUUAGCUUCAUCAGAAAACACUGAGAAUGUCAUGCUGUUUUUGUGGAUUGGCCAGUUUCUUGGAUGGGAUUAGGGUUUAAGGUUGCUUAUAAGCUUCAAAUUAUCUUAUUAGUUUUAUUGUUUGUUCUGAAGAGCUUGUUAUAGUCUCAUUUAUACACUCAUCUAUAUUAAUGUGGCAGCCAGAAUCCAUAAUUUCAAUAGGUUAA
Molecule: messenger RNA, 887 nt
Organism: Salvia splendens (bonfire salvia)
Lineage: Eukaryota; Viridiplantae; Streptophyta; Magnoliopsida; Lamiales; Lamiaceae
Product: tyrosine-protein phosphatase RLPH2
Exons: 3
Coding region: 1-651 (216 amino acids)
Molecular function (GO): hydrolase activity
Source: RefSeq, a predicted model, not a curated record